UCCCCUCCCGCGCCCCGUAGCGUCUGCGGUUACCAGGCAGCAGCGGGUAGUUACCAGGCGGCGACGCCGGACACCAUGGCGAGGUCUCACCGGGACUGCGUGCUAGCCGCGGCCUGUGUCCAGACCCCCGUGCAUCCCCACACGCGGGGCCCGGCCACCCUGUACGAGAGGCAGGAGGCAGAGAGACAGCGGCUCGGCGACAGCAGGGUGCCCCCAGGAGCAGAGCAGGAUGAUCCUGACUCACAGUCUGACACUGAUGGAAAUGAGCCCUGCAAAAUGUGGAACUAUAAGGACUGGGUAUUGGACAUCUCCAAACUCCACCACUCAGACAAAGAAUACUAUAUGCAGCUCAAGAGACUGAAAAAUGCCCACAUGCACAACAUGGACCAGCUGGAGGAAAUGUAUGAACAUAAGCUGCACCUAAAAGGGACUGAGAACACUGCAGCUGGUGGCAAGAAAGGUUUCCGAUCCACGUGGGAGCACCAACAUGCAACUGAAAUUGAUCUCUGCCGGUGGAAGCAUGAUAUUAGCCACAAUGUCUCCUGCGGCUUAUCAGAAUCUUCUCUAGAUGAGCUGACUGAUGGAGAAGACGACAGUGACACGCAAAGCACUACGUCUGCCAGGGAAAAAAUUGUUCAGAUGUGGAAUGGAUUUACAGUGGAAGAUUACAUCAAGAACACAGGAUUUGAAAAGCAGAGAUCCAAACACAAAACUAACAAAAGCAAGGAAUGGUCACAUAGACUUACUGUCCCUGAACCUUUUGAGAUGACUAUUAGGGAGUCCAAGAAAAAAGAGAUAAAUGCCAAGUCGAAAUCAGAAAUUGAGAUGGAGAACAUCUUGCUGAAGAAGAGGUUGGAAGAAGAGGCAGAAUGUCAAAAGAAGUUUCGCGCAAACCCUGUUCCGGCUUUUGUUUACCUACCACUGUACCAGGAAAUAGUAGAAAGAAAUGAGGAGAGACGAAAGUUUGUCAAAGACAGGAGCAAGGAGAUCCUUUUGGCAUCUCAGAAACCAUUUUGGUUCAUUGACCGAGAAGAGCGCAAGAAGGCAGGGAGAAAAGUGCAACUCACUAAUCUCCCAGAUGCCUUCAACAAGUCUAAGCAUUUUAAAGCCAAACCAGUGCCAAAAUCCAUUUAUGGAACGUCUGUUAAUGAAAGACUAAAAGAAGAACAGCUGUAUCGGGAGAUUAGGAUACAUAUGAGAUCCCAAGAACUUCUGCACAACUCUUUUUAUCCCACCAGCACUCUUGCUUGCAAAAGUCGAAAAACAAGAUGUUAUGAACCAGAAAAGGAACAGCACAAGCCGAAAAUCAAUACCCAGAUACCUAAUUUUGAAGUACUACAUCAGAAUCAACAGAUACACUCCUUAAAAACCAAAAAUAGCAAGCAUGUGACCAUUUGUGACCCUUUUCAGCUACGUACUGCAAACCUUUCAUCCCAUUUGGGAAAAAUUCUCAAGGAUAUUGAAGAAGAUGAAGAAGUUUUAAAGGAGACUCGUUGGCCAUAUAAAUCUCCCAGGAGCCAAUCAUGGAAAAAGUCCACAGGGAUACCUCUACAUGGAGAGCCUCCGGUUGUCACUCCGAGGUCCACAGAAUCUUCUAAAAGAAGAGCGCAGGCUGUUAGGAAGUCUGUUGAAGAGAGAUUAAAAAUGGAAGAUGAUGAAAUAGAGAGACAAGCAAAGAAGAAACAGAAAGAGAAAAUACUGAAGAAACAUAUAAGUAGGAAGGCUAAGGCUCUUCAUCCAGAGCAAACUCAAAAGCCACAUAGUAAAUUAAAAGAAUUGAGGAAAAAUGAAAAACGGAGGACAAAAGAGUACAUGCAGGAGCUGGGCACAAUGAAAGAACGCAUUUCACAGACACCUCUAUUACUGGAAAGGGCAACGCAGAAAAACGCUCGCCUGUGUGCUGAGAAGCAUUACUCCAAUGUGCUGAGAGAUCUGGGGUUAUGUGAUGAUUUUGUGUCCACAAAAGGGCACGCUGCUUCCCUGCAAGACCCUGUCCGUACAAAUGAGGAUGAUGUAAGCUCAGCUGAUGAAGAGAGCAACACAGAAGGGCCUUUGGAGAUAGAGGACUUGCAGGAAGAUGGCAGUGCCCAGGAUGAGGACAGGGUCUAUAGGAAUGAAUCUGAAGAUGAGAAGCCAGAAGAGUAUAGCAGUGAUGAAGAUCACAGUGAAAUUGCAAUAUAAUACUUACACCUCUGCUGAAUGCUGGCCACACUGGGAUAGUGCUGGCGCUGUCACGAGGUACCAAAUAGUAUUGUACAUCUUGCCACUCCAUGUUCCCCCGCUACUUUGGCUGAUGACUAUACAAUGCAUUGAUGAAGAAAAUUGUCCGAUCCAGAUUACCACCCAGACAGAUCAAUCCUGAUCUAACUGGAUCCUAUUUUCAUCAAGAUGGGGCCAGAUGCCGCAGUAAUGCAAUUUAGCAACCACCAUAUGGACAAAGCUGCACGCAGAUUUACCAUUAGGCAACAAAAAGGUCUCUAAUAGCCAUUUUACAACAAUUGCAAUGCAUUGUUGGGAGUAUACAACUACUAAUCAAAAUAAAGGGCACAGUCGCUUGUUCCUGAUGCAAGGUUAGUUUAUUAAACUUCUGUGUGGCGUCACAGUUUGGUCAUUAUCGCAGUAUCCAAUUAGAGGCCGUUUUGUUCGGCCGAAAUUGGACCUGCAAUCGCAUAAAAACACAUGGGAUUGGGGUUUAGGCCCCAAUCCCUUAUGCUAUCGUGGCUCUGGUGGCCCCUUAACGCAGAUUAUGCUUCGGGUGCCUGAGGCGCCCAAAUCAUAAUCCCCAGUAAGUGGCGGCAUUGGAGAAAAAGAUGGUGGCAGUGGGGCUAAUAGGAUAGUACCGAAUCUACCGCUACUAAUAGAAUUCCGUCCAUAGUAACUUAAUUUUUUAUAUUUCUGUCACACCCUUUAAUGUGCAUAGGGGUAUAUUCAAUUGAAGUCGAAAACUGCCAUCUGUCGAAAAGACGGCAGUUUUCGACUUUUUAAGGUCGAAUCCUAAUUCGACCUAUUCAAUAUAUCCCUAAAUUUUUCGACAAGUCGAUGAAUUCGACUUGUCGAAAAGCACGUGGAUCGGCGUAAUAGCUGCCGAUCCACGUGCUUGUGUCGAAAACUGGGCCAAAACCGUCAGGAUUUGGCCCCCUUUUCGACCAUCUCAGUCCGACAUGAAAAAGAUGUCGGACUGAGAUGCGGACCCAGAGGAGGAGAA
This is a messenger RNA of Pseudophryne corroboree (corroboree frog), 3205 nucleotides long. RefSeq names its product FAM161 centrosomal protein A (gene FAM161A). The transcript is spliced from 7 exons. Gene Ontology annotation, cellular component: photoreceptor connecting cilium; ciliary basal body; cilium. The record is from RefSeq and is a predicted model, not a curated record. Gene Ontology annotation, biological process: cilium organization. The coding region runs from base 76 to 2181 and encodes 701 amino acids. Lineage: Eukaryota; Metazoa; Chordata; Amphibia; Anura; Myobatrachidae.